Hylaeus anthracinus is the source of this 1235-nucleotide messenger RNA. RefSeq names its product farnesol dehydrogenase-like. The transcript is spliced from 6 exons. The record is from RefSeq and is a predicted model, not a curated record. Lineage: Eukaryota; Metazoa; Arthropoda; Insecta; Hymenoptera; Colletidae. Gene Ontology annotation, molecular function: oxidoreductase activity. The coding region runs from base 188 to 928 and encodes 246 amino acids.
AAAUUAGUAAGGAAGAAUUAUUGGCGGCGCAAGAUUUUGUGAAAAUCGUAAUAGAUCGUAGCCAGGAUGUAAGAGAUCGUGCAAACGACAAUUGGUGAGGACAUGUCGGACCGAAGGCUGGACUUAUAAGCGAUCUUAUUACCGGCGCGCCGACCAACAGUCGAAGAUCGUACGCGACUUUGCAAGGAUGGAUCGAUGGGCAGGAAAGGUAGCUGUCGUCACUGGCGCGAGUGCUGGGAUAGGUGCAGCGAUCGCCAAACAAUUGGUUCGCAAUGGCAUGCUGGUAGCAGGCCUCGCUCGAAGGCCAGAGAAAAUCAAAGAACUAGCCGAGAGCCUGGAAGACUGGCCAGGAAAACUCUACGCGGUCGAAUGCGACGUUUCCAAAGAGGAGAGCGUCACGUCCGCGUUUGCAUGGGUGCAGGAGAAUUUGGGAUCAGUGAAUGUGCUGGUCAACAACGCUGGCAUGACCAAGGAAUCUUCCCUGAUAGAUGGCACCCUAGAGGAUUGGCGUGUCGUAUUCGAUGUGAACGUGCUCGGAUUGUGUCUUUGCACACGAGAAGCGGUUCGAGCGAUGCGAGAGACUGGUGAAGAGGGUGUCGUGAUAAACGUGAACAGCUACGCAGCGGAUAGAGUGCCCUUCAUACCUGGUUUCUCAGUUUAUCCAGCUUCAAAGAGGUCUGUGACCGCUCUGGCCCAAACGCUUAGACACGAACUCACGGGAACACGGAUACGCGUCACGAGUAUCAGUCCGGGACUGGUCGCCACAGAGCUGAUGGCCUCCUACAGUACAUUCUCGGGCGAGGCGUUAGCUUCUUUGCCUACUCUCGACCCUGAAGACGUGGCUGCUGCUGCCGUGUACAUUUUGUCGAGCGAAUCCCAUGUUGUUGUUCAGGACAUCGUUCUGCGUCCCCUAGGCGAAUCCUGGUAACAAACUCGUCGAACUUCACUCUGUACAUCGCUAUCGAGUUUGCGCUAUUAUUAGAAUUACUAUGCCGAUUAUAAUACGAGCGAUAUAAUAACAAUGUUUAUUUAUGUACGCGUAUAAAAGGCGCGUUCACUCGUUAUCGUUGCUUCCACGAUUGCGCUACCCACAUGGCCUGUGUUUAUUUUAUCUUUAACUUGUCGACUUUGUCAUUCUCGUUUCGCUGACAACAACAGCUGACGUUUACGUCGCGUAACCUAUAUCGCUGUGUUUUUAUUCAGCGCAAAUAAAUCGUCCAGUUUUCGAAUGGUAA